AUGUCUGUCGAAACCUUCCCUCCCAUCUCCGUUGGUCUCAUGGGUACCGGUGAAUACACCACCGGUAUCACACCUUCCGGUCAAUCCAAGUCGGACAAGAAGAUCGGUGUUGUCGGAGUCACCAUGUUCGAUCUCAGACGACGAGGAAAGGUCUCUGACAUCGUCAUGGCUGGUACCAACGGUGGAAAGUUCCCUGAGAUCAAACAACACUUCCAAAAGAACAUAGGGGAUGUCUACAAAGGACUUGACCUAAGCUUCAAAGGAUUCCCAGAAGGCAACCUUAGAAAUGCUGAAGCUUACAAGGAAGCCCUUCGAGCUCUUCCAAAAGGAUCAGCAGUCAUCAUUUUCACUCCUGACAGCACUCACUUCCCCAUUGCUUCUGAAGCUUUGAACCUCGGACACCACGUUUUGGUCACCAAGCCCGCUACUCAGAAAUUGGAAGACCACCAGAAAUUGAUCGAGUUGGCCGAAGAGAAGGGUUUGGUAUGUUUCGUUGAGCACCACAAGCGAUUCGAUCCUGCAUACAACGAUGCUCGAGCUCGAGCUCAAAAGCUCGGUGACUUCAACUUCUACUCUUCUUACAUGUCGCAACCCAAGAUGCAGUUGGAGACCUUCAAGUCAUGGGCUGGUAUCGACUCUGAUAUCUCAUACUACCUCAACUCCCACCACAUCGAUAUCCACUGCUGGAUGGUCGAAGGCCGAUACAAGCCUGUCAAAGUCACCGCUUCGGCCACCACUGGCAUUGCCACUUCAAUGGGAUGUGACCCCAAAACCGAAGAUACCAUCACUCUUCUCGUAGACUGGGAAAACGUAGAGACCCCAAGCCAACGAGGUACUGCCGUUUACACUGCGUCAUGGGCCGCUCCAUUGAAAGCCGGUGUGCACUCUGAGCAACGAUUCCACUACAUGGCUGCCAAGGGUGAAGUUCGUGUUGACCAAGCACACAGAGGAUACAGCAUUGUAGAAGAUGAUAUUGGUAAACUCGACUACAACCCCUUCUACGUCAAAUACAGUCCCGAUGAGAACGGUUACUUUGACGGUCAAAAGGGAUACGGAUACGUAUCUUUGGAGAAAUUCAUUGAUGCCGCUCAACGGGUGACUGCCGGUAAAGCCAAGGCUUCCGACUUCGAUGGAAAAGGUCUUCCAACGAUUAAAGCUACCAUUCUCACUACUGCUAUCAUUCACGCUGGGCGAGUCUCCCUUGACGAGAAGCGAAGUGUCGCAUUGGUUGAGGAAGGUGGUAAACUCAAAUUGGUAUAG
This is a messenger RNA of Kwoniella botswanensis, 1260 nucleotides long. RefSeq lists its product as uncharacterized. The transcript is spliced from 15 exons. Gene Ontology annotation, molecular function: nucleotide binding; oxidoreductase activity. The record is from RefSeq and is a predicted model, not a curated record. Gene Ontology annotation, cellular component: cytoplasm. Lineage: Eukaryota; Fungi; Basidiomycota; Tremellomycetes; Tremellales; Cryptococcaceae. Bases 1 to 1260 code for a protein of 419 amino acids. Gene Ontology annotation, biological process: NADPH regeneration.